Molecule: messenger RNA, 1449 nt
Organism: Candidula unifasciata
Lineage: Eukaryota; Metazoa; Mollusca; Gastropoda; Stylommatophora; Geomitridae
Source: the annotation of a GenBank genome assembly
AUGAGGAUGGAUAAAGCUGAUUCUGUAUCAUGGAAGGUGUUGGCAGAACAGAAAGAGAAAGAGUGGAGAGGAAUCUUAGAGUCAAGGAUAGAGGCCUUAGAGAAAGAAUGCAAAGAGAAGGACAGUCUGUUAUUGUCUGAAAGAGCCAAAUUUCAGGAAUUGAAAGAGCAUUUCAAGUAUAAUUUGAAGUUGCUAGAGGAGAGAGAUCAGGAGUUGGAGAAAUAUGACAUUUCACAUUCAGAACUUCGCACAUCACUGAAUGUAAAAAUUGCAGAAAUUAGUGAACUGAAAAUUCAUCUGGAUGAUUUGAAAAAUGUCAUAAAGAGGGAGGAGAAAAUCAGAGAGGAGCUGCAGGCUAACUAUCAAAAGAGGCUGAAAGAUAAACAAGCUGAGGUCAACACAUACAAAAGCCACAAAGAUGGAGAGCUUCAAGAAGAGAGAAAGGAAUAUGAAGAAUUUAGAAGAAAUCUUCAGCUUCAGUUGCUUAAUGUUCAGAACGAAUUAGAUACACAAAAGUCUGAACUGACUAUACAAUUUGAAAAUGAGUUAAAGAAAAGAGAACACGAGUUCAGAGUUCAGUUUGAUGAGCUCCGUACAAAGGCACUGGAAUUUGAGUUGAAGGCAAAACUGGUGGAGAAAGAGCUUGAGCUGACAAGAGAGUCUAAUGACAAAACUGUUGCUGCAGCAGAAGAGGCAGAAACUAUGCAGAGGAAGUUGGAGAAGCUUGUUAAACAGAAGGAAUGGGAGCUGGCGGAUGUGACUGCAGUGAAGGACUCUCAGCUUGCAGAACUACAAAACAAAUUGGCCUCUUGUGAAUCAGCGAUGAGAAAAAUGCAGGAAGAUUUUCAAAGAAAAUACACAGAAUUGGACAAACUGGCACGUGACAAGGAAAGUGUCUUGGAGAGAGCUAGGAAUGGCUACCUGGAAAAGGAACAGGCUCUGCAGACUGUCAUCCAGGAGCUUCAGUCCAAGCUGGAGGAUGCACAGAUUAGAGACAAAGGCAGCUCACAUGAGCUCACUGAUGUCAAGGAAAAGUGGGAUCGACAUGUUGCUAAAAUUUCCAGAGAACAUGUGGCUCGUGACCUUGAACUUAGUACUGCCCUGGAAGAGAAUCGAAGACUCCGACUUGAGCUGGAUCAAAGAAAGGAUGAUUUACAAAGGUACAAGAAUGAACUGAAAGCUGCUGCAGAAAGAGAGGAGAAGCUGGAUAAAGCCAAGACACAGACAGAAUUAGAUUGGCAGAGAAGAUGUGAGGACCUGGAGAGACAGCAGUAUGACAGAUCUGAGGACCUCAUUAAGAAGCUAAUUACUGCAAGGAAUGAGGCCCAAGCGUUGGUCAAAGAAAGAGAAAGAGAACUCCAUCACAAAAUCCUGCUACUGAAAUCCCUGCACAGAGAGCGGGAUCAGAUGAGGGGUCUGCUCAAGAAACACAGAUAUUCCUCUGGAUAA